GGCGUGUCUCGGCUGGAUCAUGUGUUGUAGGUGCGGCCAUCGUGUUUUCCCUGAGAGAAACGCUUCCUGUCUGUCAGUGUGCGGUUUGUUUGGAAAAGAACAGCAGCAAGAAUGUCUUUCAGUCUGUCCUCAGCUGUGGAGGAUGACGAGGAGGUGGUGAAGCAAAAGGAGGCUCAGAAGGAUGAGUUUAGUUGGCCCUGGAAAAAGGAUGAUGACAAUGAUAAGAGCAGCGGCAAGGACAAGAGUCACGGCAAGGACAAGAGUCACGACAAGGACAAGAGUCACGACAAGGACAAGAGUCACAGCAAGGACAAGAGUCACAGCAAGGAUAAAUCUGGCAAGGACAAAUCUGGCAAGUCCCAUAAGUCUAGCAAGGACAAAGGCGAGAAGAAGCACAAGAAGGAGUCCAAGGACGGAGAGAAAAGUGGCAGCUCAUCCUCCUCUUCAUCCUCCUCCAGCAGCGAGGACGACUGAUGCUUCCUGGGGGACAGAGCUGCUCUGUUAUCAUCUCAUCUAUUGACAAAAUGUGUGAGUGAGUGUGUGUGUGAGUGUGUGUGCGCACUUGAGGAUACAGAAGCAUCUUUUUCUCAUCCCAGCACUGGUGUCACAGAAACAUAGUGAUCUUGUCUAAACUAAUGUGCCAAGUCCUAGAAGUAAAUGUUCUGAUGACAAACAAAA
This is a messenger RNA of Paralichthys olivaceus (Japanese flounder), 678 nucleotides long. RefSeq lists its product as uncharacterized. The record is from RefSeq and is a predicted model, not a curated record. Lineage: Eukaryota; Metazoa; Chordata; Actinopteri; Pleuronectiformes; Paralichthyidae.